Molecule: messenger RNA, 3038 nt
Organism: Zalophus californianus (California sea lion)
Lineage: Eukaryota; Metazoa; Chordata; Mammalia; Carnivora; Otariidae
Gene: OXTR
Product: oxytocin receptor
Exons: 3
Coding region: 47-1396 (449 amino acids)
Biological process (GO): regulation of systemic arterial blood pressure by vasopressin; maternal process involved in parturition; positive regulation of vasoconstriction
Cellular component (GO): membrane
Molecular function (GO): vasopressin receptor activity; peptide binding; oxytocin receptor activity
Source: RefSeq, a predicted model, not a curated record
CGAGCCAUAGAGGAUUCCAACCCUAGCCUUUGAGUCGUUCCAACUGAUGUUGAAUGAAGCAGAGACGGGCUAUCCUGGCCAAGCCAUCAUUUUGCUCCCAGCAAAUCGGCCCUCCGGAGUUUCAGGGAGUGGAACCCGAGGAGCGCCCCCCACCCCCGCCACCCCCAGGCGCGUCGGGCCCCACCCCGCCGCACUGCUCCUUAAAGGGCUUGAAGACCAGGGGCGCACGGCAGCAGCCACGGUCAUGGAGGGCGCGCUGGUGGCCAACUGGAGCGCGGAGGCGGUCAACGGCAGCGAGGCGCCUCCGGAAGCCGAGGGCAACCGCACCGCCGGGCCCCCGCAGCGCAACGAGGCCCUGGCGCGCGUGGAGGUGGCCGUGCUGUGCCUCAUCCUCUUCCUGGCGCUGAGCGGCAACGCGUGCGUGCUCCUGGCGCUGCGCACCACGCGCCACAAGCACUCGCGCCUCUUCUUCUUCAUGAAGCACCUGAGCAUAGCCGACCUGGUGGUGGCAGUGUUCCAGGUGCUGCCGCAACUUCUGUGGGACAUCACCUUUCGCUUCUACGGGCCCGACUUGCUGUGCCGCCUGGUCAAGUACCUGCAGGUGGUGGGCAUGUUCGCCUCCACCUACCUGCUGCUGCUCAUGUCUCUCGACCGCUGCCUGGCCAUCUGCCAGCCCCUGCGGGCGCUGCGUCGCCGCGCGGACCGCCUGGCCGUGCUCGCCACGUGGCUGGGCUGCCUGGUGGCCAGCGCGCCGCAAGUGCACAUCUUCUCGCUGCGCGAGGUGGCCGACGGCGUCUUCGACUGCUGGGCCGUCUUCAUCCAGCCGUGGGGGCCCAAGGCCUACAUCACGUGGAUCACACUCGCGGUCUACAUCGUGCCUGUCAUCGUGCUCGCCGCCUGCUACGGCCUCAUCAGCUUCAAGAUCUGGCAGAACUUGCGACUCAAGACGGCGGCGGCGGCGGCGGCGGCUGCAGAGGGGCCGGAGGGCGCGGCUCUGGCACGGGUCAGCAGCGUCAAGCUCAUCUCCAAGGCCAAGAUCCGCACGGUUAAGAUGACCUUCAUUAUCGUGCUGGCCUUCAUCGUGUGCUGGACGCCAUUCUUCUUCGUGCAGAUGUGGAGCGUCUGGGACGCCAAUGCGCCCAAGGAAGCCUCGGCUUUCAUCAUAGCCAUGCUCCUGGCCAGCCUCAACAGCUGCUGCAACCCUUGGAUCUACAUGCUCUUCACGGGCCACCUCUUUCACGAACUUGUACAACGCUUCCUCUGCUGCUCCUCUGGCUACCUGAAGGGCAACCGGCCAGGAGAGACCAGCGUCAGCAAAAAGAGCAACUCAUCUACCUUUGUCCUGAGCUGCCACAGCUCCAGCCAGAGGAGCUGCUCGCAGCCAUCCACAGUGUGACUGGGCUGGGCCAGGACUGCCUCCCGUGGCUCAGUUUGUGCCGACGUAGACAGUCCGCCCCUUGGUGGCCGUGUGCUUGUGUGUAUAAGGUACCUUUCAGUUUGCACCCUUCCACACCUUGGGGUAGCUUGAGUGGGGUGGGAAAUUCUGGCAUGGGUUGGGAAGUAGUCUCCGUGGUGGAAGAUGAUGGGAUGACUCAGCCAUCAGACAGUUCCUGGGUCUCCCUUAACUUCGCACAGGUGUUUAUAUACCCUGCUCCCACUGCCACCUCUGGCUGGUGGAUGGGUUGCUUUUUUUUCUCCUGGACCUGUCAUUUCACUCAAGUAUCUUUUUAGUCCUUUUUUCUGGGGUCUUGUGAAAGCUGGUGAGUAUAGGAUAGGUAUGUGGAAGCUUACUGUUCUGAGCUCAGAAUAAGGAACGGGAGUGGGAGCCCAGAUGUGGAGGGUGGUGCUAAUAGCCUCCUGACUUCAGAGUGCUUUUACUUUUGCAUGGAACCAUCCUAGCAUCCUUGGGCACCAGCAUGUCCGAAGGUGGCCCUAGGAACAGGGGAUUCCCUUAUGAAACCAUUCGGUAUAGGCAGUCUGAUUAAAACUUUGGUUAAAAAUAUUUAAGAAGCUAAUAUUUACAUGAAACAAUUAGGAAAGAAAAAGAAACAGAAGGCAUCCAGAUUGGAAAAGAAGAAGUAAAACUCUUUGCAGAUGGCAUGAUUUUGUAGGUAGACAGUUCUAAGGAGUUCAUGCACAUGUACAAACCCAUUAGAACGAAUAAACGAAUUCAUCAGGGUUUCAGGGUACAAGGUCAAUAUGCAAAGACCAGUUGUAUUUCUUUAUACUAGCAAUUCACGAUAUGAAAAUGAAAUUAAGAAAUAAUCCCAUUUAUACUGGUAUAAGAAAGAAUAAAAUAGGAAUAAAUUUAACAAAAGAAGUACAAGACUCAUACCCUGACAACUACAAAAUAUCAUUGAAAGAAACUGAAGAAGACAUCCUAUGUUCAUGGGUCAGAGACUUAAAUAUUAUUAAGAUGACAGUACUGUCCAAAAUGAUCUACAGAUUCAAUGCAUUCUCUUAUCAAAAUCCUAGUUGGCCUCUUUGCACAAAUUGAUAAGCUGAUCCUAAAAUUCAUACAGAAAUGCAAGGAACCCAGAAUAGCCAAAUGAUCCUUUGAAAAGAAGAACAAAGUUGGUGGAUUCACAAUUCCUGGUUUCAAAAUUUACUACAAAUCUUCAGUAAUCAAGAGAGUGUGGUACUGGCAUAACGAUAGACAUGUAGAUCAAUGGAAUAGAUGAAUAGAUCAAUGGAACAGAGUGGAGAGUGCAGUUAUAAACCUUCAUAUUUAUGGCCAAUUGAAUUUUGACAAGUGUGGCAAAAGAAUUCAGUAGGGGAGACAGUCUGCUCAACAAGUGGUGCUGGGAAAACUGGAUAUCCACAUGCAAAAGGAUGAAGUUGGUGAAGGGAAUUAAGAGGUACAAACUUCCAGUUAUGAAACAAGUAAGUCACAGUGAUGAAAAGUGCAGCACAGGGAAUAUAGUCAAUGACAUUGUAAUAGUAUUGUAUGUGACUACACUUACUGUGGUGAGUACUGAGUAAUGCAUAGAAUUGUUGGAAUUCCAUGUUGUACACCUGAAACUAAUAUAGCAUUGUAU